This is a messenger RNA of Pipistrellus kuhlii (Kuhl's pipistrelle), 2643 nucleotides long. It is a transcript of the gene SMOC2, whose product is annotated as SPARC related modular calcium binding 2. The record is from RefSeq and is a predicted model, not a curated record. The transcript is spliced from 13 exons. Gene Ontology annotation, biological process: extracellular matrix organization. The coding region runs from base 174 to 1550 and encodes 458 amino acids. Gene Ontology annotation, cellular component: basement membrane. Gene Ontology annotation, molecular function: calcium ion binding; extracellular matrix binding; heparin binding. NCBI's taxonomy places the organism in Eukaryota, Metazoa, Chordata, Mammalia, Chiroptera, Vespertilionidae.
GGGAGGAGGCAGCAGCAGGCUCGCAGCUCUUUGACAGGAGCCAGGGAAGCAGCAGGACCUCUCGGUGCCCUGCCGUGCGGUGCAGGGAGGGCAGCUGCGAGCCGGGCCGGAGCGGAGGGAGGGCCCCAGCCCAGCGCCAGGCUCCGCAGAGUGUCCCGCUGGGCCCGCGCACCAUGCCGCCGGCCCGGCUCCGGCUGUGCUGGCUGCCGCUGCUGCUCGCGGGGCUGCUGCCGCGGGCGCCCGCACAGAGGUUCUCCGCGCUCACGUUUUUACGCGUUGAUCAGGACAAGGACAAGGACUGCAGCCUGGACUGCGGGGGCUCCCCCCAGAAGCCGGUCUGUGCGUCCGACGGGAGGACCUUCCUGUCCCGCUGCGAGUUCCAGCGCGCCAAGUGCAAGGACCCGCAGCUGGAGAUCGCGUACCGGGGCAACUGCAAAGACGUGUCCCGGUGUGUGGCUGAGCGGAAGUACACACAGGAGCAGGCGAGGAAGGAGUUCCAGCAGGUGUUCAUCCCGGAGUGCAGCGAGGACGGCACCUACAGCCAGGUCCAGUGUCACAGCUACACGGGAUACUGCUGGUGCGUGACACCCAACGGGAGGCCCAUCAGCGGCACCGCCGUGGCCCACAAGACGCCGCGCUGCCCAGGUUCCACAAAUGAAAAGUUACCUCAGCGGGAAGGCACAGGGAAGACAGUCUCCUUGCAAAUGUUUUCCGUUCUGAAUUCAGAUGAUGCCUCAGCCCCCGCGCUGGACACGCAGCCCCAAGGCGACGAAGAAGAUAUCGCCUCGCGCUACCCGACGCUGUGGACGGAACAGGUUAAAAGCCGGCAGAACAAGACCAAGCACUCAGCGUCCUCGUGCGACCAGGAGCAGCAGUCGGCGCUGGAGGAGGCGCGGCAGCCGCGCAGCGAGGACGUGGUGAUCCCCGAGUGCGCGCACGGCGGCCUCUACAAGCCGGUGCAGUGCCACCCCAGCACCGGCUACUGCUGGUGCGUGCUGGUGGACACGGGCCGGCCCAUCCCCGGCACCUCCACCAGGUACGAGCAGCCGAAAUGUGACCACACGGCCAGGGCGCACCCCACCAAAGCCCGGGACCUCUUCCGGGGCCGCCCGCUGCAGGGCUGUCCUGGUGCCAAGAAGAAUGAAUUCCUCACGAGUGUGCUGGACGCCCUGUCCACCGACAUGGUGCACGCCGUCUCCGACCCCUCCUCCCCCGGCAGGCUGUCCGAGCCCGACCCCAGCCACACGCUGGAGGAGAGGGUGGUGCACUGGUACUUCAAGCUGCUGGACAAGAAUGCCAGCGGCGACGUGGGCAAGAAGGAGCUGAAGCCCUUGAAGCGGCUCCUGCGGAAGAAGUCCAAGCCCAAGAAGUGCGUGAAGAAGUUCGUGGAGUACUGCGACCUCAACAAUGACAAGGCCCUGGCCCUGCCCGAGCUGAUGGGCUGCCUGGGCGUGACCAAGGAGGAGCGCAGGCCCGGCGCCAGGAAGCGGCACAUCCCCAAAGGCACUGCAGAGAGCACUUCCAAUCGACAGCCCAGGAACCGAGGAUGAGCGACGGGGGCCGCGGUGCUGAGACGUGUGGGAGGCUCCCUCACCAAACGCAAUUAAAAAACAGAAACAAAACCCAUAGUAUUUGCACUUUGUACCUUAAAUGUAAAUUCACUCUGUAGAAAGGAGAUAUUUCCACGGACUGCCUUCACCUGUGACGAGGGCGGGGCUGGCUGCGGCCGGUCAGUCACGUACAACGUAUGUGACCGCUUCGACCUCGGAUGCCUGCGCUGGGCGGCGUGUCCAGGGGACGGGGCUUCCUGCCUGCUCUCCGGGCCACGGUGUCCAUGUGGAGGCUUGCGGCGCGGGCACGGCGGCUAUGGCCUGUGGCGCCUCCCCGGCACUCGCUUCCUCCGGCCGCUGCUCCGAGACCCGCUGUGCGGCAGCACAGGGUCCCCGUGGGAGCUGACCUUCGGUCUGUGAGGUGUGCGGCCAGCAGGUGGCGUGUGCCGGGCUGCGUGUCUCCGAGACCUGGUCCCUUCGUUCUGCUUUCCCAAAGUCUCGCUCCCGUCACAUCGACAACCACAUCAGCGCGAUGAUGGGGCCUGGGGGACGGUCGUCUCCGACCACCUUCCUGGGCUGGCCCUACCGCCUCGAGGUUGGCCUCAGGCAGUGACAUCAACUCUGGGGGCCCCCCCACCCCCGUGAACCCCCACCCUCGCGCUGGCUCCAGGCGGCAGGCAGGGUCCAAGGCCAGAGCGGAGCUCACCUGCCAUCUGCCCACCUCUGCCCUUCCCCCUGGCCUUGCCCUCCGGGGCCCCUGAGCAUCUCCGACAGUCUCUUUAAGGAGUCACUGCCGGACGGCCAGGUGCUGGGCUGUGUGCCCUCGGCAGGCAGGGGGCUGAGCCCAGCCCCGCUUCCUCCUCGUUCUUUCCCGAAGGCCCCAAGGGCAUGAGAACGUGGCACUGGGCCAGUCCCCGGGGCACUGGGGCGGGCUGGGUCAGAACUGAAGCUCACACGGAGAGCCACAGACUGGCCCCUGUCCGGCCGGGGCCGCUGGACCCUGCACGGAGCAGCCACGGCCCUGCAGCCCCUGGAGGCCGGGGGGCCGUGUGGGGCCGGCCGGGAGGCUGGCUCGGCUCCGACUUGUGGUCGG